Messenger RNA from Oncorhynchus gorbuscha (pink salmon), 2243 nucleotides. RefSeq names its product voltage-dependent L-type calcium channel subunit beta-3-like. Lineage: Eukaryota; Metazoa; Chordata; Actinopteri; Salmoniformes; Salmonidae. Bases 27 to 863 code for a protein of 278 amino acids. The record is from RefSeq and is a predicted model, not a curated record. Gene Ontology annotation, molecular function: high voltage-gated calcium channel activity. Gene Ontology annotation, cellular component: voltage-gated calcium channel complex. The transcript has 7 exons. Gene Ontology annotation, biological process: calcium ion transmembrane transport; neuromuscular junction development; chemical synaptic transmission.
UUCCUCCAUAUGACGUCGUCCCAUCUAUGAGGCCAGUGGUCUUAGUAGGACCGUCCCUGAAGGACUAUGAGGUGACAGAUAUGAAGCAGAAAGCUCUGUUUGAUUUCCUGAAACACAGGUUUGAUGGAAGAAUCUCCAGUACACGCAUCACGGCAGACCUUUCUCUAGCUAAGAGAUCUGUCCUCAACAAGAGGCCCAUCAUGGAGAGAUCCAAUACUCGCCCCAGCCUGGUAAUGUAUCUCUCUCCCCUACAGGUAUUUGAGAUGGCCAAAACCCUCCAGUUGGUGGUCCUGGAUGCAGACACCAUCAACCAUUUGGCCCAGCUAGCCAAGACUUCCCUGGCCCCCAUCUUUGUCUACAUCAAAGUUUCCUCACCAAAGGUGCUCCAGAGGCUGGUCAAGUCCCGGGGGAAGUCUCAGAGCAAACAUCUGAACGUGCAGAUGAUGGCUGGGGACAAGCUGUCUCAAUGCCCCACUGAUAUUUUUGAUAUAAUUCUGGAUGAGAACCAAUUGGAGGAUGCAUGUGAGCACUUGGCUGAAUACUUAGAAGUCUACUGGCAUGCCACUCAUCUUCCCGGCACCACCCCUAUCAAAGGGCUAUUGGAGCAGAACAUCAUGAUCCCUCCUUCAGCCAUCUCUAGCCUACAGACCCAGAAUAAAAACCAGCCCCCAAUGCAGCAUGCUGGUGUGGGGGUGCAGGGUGAGGAGGAGGAGAUAAGGGAGGAGGCCCACACCCCCCUGGAGCAGGACAGCCUGAUGCUGUCUGACGACGGGAGUGACACCCUGUCCUGCGGCCUAAGGGGGGCCCACGUCUCUGGGAGGGCAAGGAGGAUGAGGAGGAGGAAGAGCUGGUGGAGGAAUUAGAAGAGGAGCUAGAUGAGGAGAAGAAGAAUGAGUUAGAGUCUCCCUGCCAUGCCCAAACUUACAGGGACAGGUACCCCCCUCACCGCGGGCACCCCGGGGGCGUCCACAGUGCCAACGGGCAUGAGUCACAGGACAGGCUGCUCCAGCAUGAUGACCAGCAGGGGCACAACCAGCGCAACAAUCGCCAACGCAGCCGUCCCUGGCCCAGAAACAACCACUGACAUAUCUAAUGUACCCCUGGUCCCAGGCAACUACUGACAUCUCUAAUGUACCCCUGGUCCCAGGCAACUACUGACAUCUCUAAUGUACCCCUAGUCCCAGACAACUACUGACAUCUCUAAUGUACCCCUGGUCCCAGACAACUACUGACAUCUCUAAUGUACCCCUGGUCCCAGACAACUACUGACAUCUCUAAUGUACCCCUGGUCCCAGGCAACUACUGACAUCUCUAAUGUACCCCUGGUCCCAGACAACUACUGACAUCUCUAAUGUACCCCUGGUCCCAGACAACUACUGACAUCUCUAAUGUACCCCUGGUCCCAGACAACUACUGACAUCUCUAAUGUACCCCUGGUCCCAGACAACUACUGACAUCUUUAAUGUACCCCUGGCCCAGAGACAACUACUGACAUAUCUAAUGUACCCCUGGUCCAGAAUACCACUAGCCUUACCCAAACUACAAGGCUAUAUAAGAUACAAUAAUAUACACAACUUUGGCCACAAGACACACACAUGUGCUCCAUGUCUCCCACCACUCACCCCUCACUCCAACUACUGAAAACAAUUACUGCUAUGCACAUUGCCACCUUCUACAAUCACACACUUACAGGAUUCUGGUUUCACUAAUUCUGAUUAGCUGGGGUCAUGUUAAUCAGAUAAAAGACUAUACGUCAACAGGUCUACUCACCUCUACAAUGGAAAGCUAGUAGCAGGCUAUAACUCCUGGCUGUAGGUCAAGUCAAACCUUAAGCUGCUUCACGCAAGGUUUCUCUAUUGUAGGGCAACAGAUUUACUGGCCUUCAACCCCUAAGACAUUUGUGUCUUUAUUAUUGCAUUUAUGCAUAUGAUUACUUUAGGACUAUUUGCACAUUAUGGUCAGAGCAAGAACCAUAGGCUCUUUCUGGAUCAACACAAGUAGGAAUGUCUACUUCUUAGUAACCUGCAAUGGGAAAUAUUAAUGCAUCGGAAUGUAAUGUAUAUAUUGAAGGGGCAUGUGGUUAUAAUAAGUAUUAUUUAUAUUUUAUUUAGUUUAUUUAGAUUUGUCAGUGUGUGGACUUGUUCUUCAUUUCAGAGAAAUGUUUUUAGUCCAGAUUGUUUUGACUGAGAAUAUGUUUUUUUGGAGAGGCACAGGUAUGCAGGCAUAUGGUUAUACAGUAUAUA